GUUUCAUACCACUGCUUUGGCGAGGUAACGCGAUUCCUUCGGCCAAACAGCCCCUCGACACGUGAACUGUCAAGACCCAAAAUCAAAACAUAACCUUUUCAAACGGCGAUGGGCUACGUGUUUGUUUAGUUUGUUGAGAACGAUAGUUAUUAAUUUUUUGUUUUGUUUUGUUUAUUGGUGUCCAAGAGUGGUUUUUGUGUUUAUUUUUGUGCUUUUGUUUUGUAUUCUUAUUAUUAAUAUGUUGUUCGUUUGUGACUGUUCCUUAAACUGCUAGGGGUCUUACUGCAACUGGAAAAAAUGUCCAGACGGAAGCAGAGCAACCCAAAACCUCUAAAAAAUGACACGAUUGAAAAAUUGCCAGUGGAUUUCCGGAACGAAUCAGAAGUAAAAGGUGAAGUGGAAGAUUGGACAAACAAUGGCAACGCAGCCGAUGCUGGUAGAGAUUCUUCUACCCCAGCUCCUUCCACCCCUCCUCCAAAAAGCAACAGUCCAGAACAGCAGGAAGAAGUAAAAACCAUUAUAAAAUCUGAACCGGAGGAGAAACCACCUCGAAUACGACUUAAAGCGAACCUUGCCACUGAUCCUGCUUUACAGCCGCAAUCAAUAAAUUUACCAAACAUUAAAACUGAAAUAGAGUCUAGCCAGUCACCGAUUAAUUCUGCCGAGUAUUUGGCAUCAAUACAAUCAGUUUUAGCAUCUAGAGCCUUUUUGUUGCCGAGUUUGGCGGAGACCGCAGCGAGGCAAGGUACAGACGCUGCUGAAAACAGGGCACCCAGCGUGCCAAUCUAUCAAUGUCAACCGUGUGGUAUACGAUUUUCUUCUCUUAGUACCUUAGAGGCACAUCAAACAUAUUACUGCUCACACCGUGCUAAUAAGUCGAACAAUGACGAAGAUAACAAAUCCGUCGGUGGAGAGCCAAGCGGAAGUCAAUCAGACCAAGAUCCAUCUGAACCUUCAAACAAGAAUAUAAGAACGGGAAAGCAGUACACUUGCACUCACUGUUCCUACAGUGCAGAUAAAAAAGUAAGUCUUAACAGACAUAUGAGAAUGCACACCGUGUCUCCUAGUCCAGUCAACGUCCCUGCAUCAGCCAUUCCAAAUGGGGACAAUGCACCAGAUAGUCAAGAUAGAUACUGCGCCGAAUGUGACAUACGAUUCAGUUCACAGAAAACUUACAAAGCGCAUAAAAUGCACUACUGCAAUUCCAGACAUAACGUUUUAAUGAAAACAGGCAAUUCAUCGACUGUUAAAACAACAUCCAGCUGUACUUCGGGUUCUUCUCCAACGUCUCCUGUUGAAUCUACUACAUGCAGGACUCCGCCAACGCCACCGUCCGCUCAAGUCCCUCCACAGCAAUCGUUUUUAGCGCUACCCACAAAUCCUAUUAUCAUUGUGCCAUAUUCUCUAUUGCGCAGCGCUAGUUUUCUUCCUGGAUUAACAGGUGUGCCAGUAGGACUCCCCAAUCCAGAUACUCCUUGCUUCCUGCUACCAAAUGGAACUUUACAACCAAUGACAUCUGCUAUCAAUGCUUCACAAGCAUCCCAGUCAUCAGAAGUUUUGAAAUCCUCCAAUAAACCUAAAGAAUCCACUAUAAUACGAGAGUCAUCUUCGGCACCUUUAGACUUAAGUGUUAAGAAAUCUCCAGAUCACGGAGAUUUAGUCAUCGAUUGUGGAGAUGAACAAGAAAAGGAAAAUAUGAACAAAGGACGACCUCUCAGUCCAGAAAAAAUCGAAUGUGUGCCAUCUAUUCCCGGAUCACCUCCAUCAACGCCAAUAUCACACGGCACUUCACCAGCUUUAAGUGUUUCGCCGAAAAGAAAACUCGAAGAGACUUCCAGGAGCAACAGCCCUAGACUGAGCAAGACACCAAAAUCAAGCACUGCAGAAAAAUCCAGGAGUCCGGAUACAAAUAUUUCUCCGUUUGACAUUCCUGCACUUCAUCCUCUUUUAAUGAGAGCUGGCGCACUUCCAAUUUUCCCACCAGACGUUCAAAUGCGACUGUCAGAAAUUCCUGCUGCUAUACCACCUUUUACGCCACAGGUUCUGGUUAAGCAAGGAGUGUCUAAAUGUAAAGAAUGCAAUAUAGUUUUUUGCAAACAUGAGAACUACGUUGUACAUAAGAAACAUUAUUGCUCUGCCAGAAUUCAAGAUGACGACGCUUCUAAAACAUCCGGUAGUCCGCCAGUCAGUCCACGAAGUACCGGCACAACAUCUCCUGGUCAAUAUCAACAAUUAAUUUGCGUUGCCUGUGGGAUAAAAUUCACAUCACUUGAUAAUCUAAAUGCACAUCAGGCUUAUUACUGUUCCAAAAAAGGCGAGAUCGAUGUCAGAAAAUGCGGCAAAUGCAGAGGUAUCGCAGAGCCGGGACACCAAUGCAUGCCCCCUGCGGCUUUAGCAGGAUGGAAGUGUCCCUGUUGUGACGUGAUCAGCCCCACAGCUAGUGCCGCACAAAGACACGUGGAAUCGCAUACCGGGGUUAAAGCCUAUCGAUGUAAAAUCUGCAAGUACAAAGGAAACACGUUGAGAGGAAUGAGAACCCAUAUCCGAAUGCACUUCGAUAAGCGGUCUCCUGAUUUACAGGAAGAAAAAUACAUUUCGUACAUAUUAGAAGAUGACGGAACAAACACAAUGGAAGUAAAUGUCGCUCCAAAUGUCCCGGCUGUUUCAAUCGAAAGACCAGUAUCGCCCGCUGCUGAACUUCCACCUAUCGUUUGUCCAAAAUGCCCUUACACGAGCUCCUCUAAAUCCAGCAUCUUGAGGCACAUAAAACAGGUUCACGAACCUCAAGCCGUCGAUGAGACAGUCAUCAAUGGCACGGAGGAUAAGAAUCGAUCCAUGCCCUCACUUGAGGAAGAAGAGGAGGAUGAAAUCAUCGUCAAAAAGGAAGCCAUGGAGCCAGAAGUCAUAAUUGCUCCUGUGGAAGACGUUAAGGCGGAACCGAUGGAACCCACAGAAAAACCGUUAGAACGCGACGAUUUGCAAGAAGCCAAUAAGCCAGGGCAAAAGUACUGCAAGUCCUGCGAUAUAUAUUUCAACUAUUAUUCCACGUUUAUAGCGCACAAAAAGUUUUACUGUUCGAGCCACGCUGGUGAAAUAACCGCGAAUUCUACUAAUAAUAAUAACAAUCCACCUAAUAGGGCGGCUGAAGCGUCAGUACUAUAAAUGUAGUGUUAAUCUCACAAGAUGUUAAUGAAAUUGUGGUAUAAAGUGAUUAUGAACAGUUUUGUAAUCAGCGAGGAAAGUGUAUUUUAAUUACACCCUGAUAAUAUAUAUGAUACAACCACAUAUUUUUACAAUAUUGAUUUUGUUCAGAAUAAUUUAAUCAUCAAAAUUUUAUUUACAAAUUAUCUAAGGAUAUGAACAGGAAAAUUGUUUCCUCGCUGAUUAAAAACAGGCCAGUUUUGUAUACGCGUAAUUGUUAUUGUAAAAAUGAAUGUCAGUCGCCGUUUUUAACCAAAACGGUCGGCCAUUAUGUUACAUUAUUCCAUUGUAUGUAAAAAUUAUGCAGUUUUUAAAUAUUUGUUUUGUAUAAAGUUAAAGGUUUAUUAAUAUUUUUUAUAGUUUUAAGUUUAGAUUUUUUGUAUAAAAUAUGAAAAAUGUUAUGCCAAAGUGGAACUGAAUUGAUGUGUCACAUAUGAUUUUCCUUUUUGUUUUUAUUGAACCACUGUAAUAAUACGGUUACAUGUGUUAGGCUUCUCCAUUACAGUUUAUUUAGUUUAGUUAAGCAUACAGUUACAACUGAAAAUAGUUAUGUAAAAGUGAAAUUCAUGUUAUUAUAUUAUAUUUAACUGUGGAUAUUUCUGAAAUAUCCUUACAUCAUGAAGACAAUAAAUUAUUUAUUUGUAAUA
Molecule: messenger RNA, 3848 nt
Organism: Aethina tumida (small hive beetle)
Lineage: Eukaryota; Metazoa; Arthropoda; Insecta; Coleoptera; Nitidulidae
Gene: ush
Product: zinc finger protein ush
Exons: 4
Coding region: 298-3162 (954 amino acids)
Biological process (GO): heart development; cell differentiation; negative regulation of transcription by RNA polymerase II
Cellular component (GO): nucleus
Molecular function (GO): RNA polymerase II-specific DNA-binding transcription factor binding
Source: RefSeq, a predicted model, not a curated record